Molecule: messenger RNA, 903 nt
Organism: Salvelinus namaycush (lake trout)
Lineage: Eukaryota; Metazoa; Chordata; Actinopteri; Salmoniformes; Salmonidae
Gene: tmigd1
Product: transmembrane and immunoglobulin domain containing 1
Exons: 6
Coding region: 1-903 (300 amino acids)
Biological process (GO): cell-cell adhesion
Cellular component (GO): cell-cell junction
Molecular function (GO): cell adhesion molecule binding
Source: RefSeq, a predicted model, not a curated record
AUGUUCACCCACGAAUGCGUGUCCAAACACGACUCCAACACCAUUAUUGAGUUUGCUGGCGACCCAACAGUAGGCCUGAUCAACGACAACGAUGAGUCAGCACAUAGGGAGCAGGUCAGAGAACUGGCAGUGUGGCGGUGUGGGUUUCUGGGUAAGAUGAUGAUGUCAGUGAAAGCCAGUGUGUUCUUGCUGGUGCUCUACUUUACCACACAGAUCUCAGGGUUAGAGGUGAAGUCAGUUCCAGAAGUCAGUGGAGGCUUUGUCCACACAGAGCUGGAGAAGACAGUGUCUCUGACCUGUCUGUCUGAGCCCCAGGAGGAAGAGCUGGUGUGGCUGAGGAACGGUCAGCUGGUCAGCAUUGCAGCGGGCAACACCUGGGGCAGCAGCAGGCUCUGUGUCACGCCCGUAACCCACCUCGACCACGCCGCCAUCUUUACCUGCCAGAUGAAGAACAAUGCCAGCGUCAACGCCUCAGUCCAGCUGGAGGUCACCUACGCCCCGUUGCACUCUGGGAAGGAGGAGGUGUCGGUGGAGCAGACUAGGGAGCUGGAAUUGUCAUGUGACGUCUUUGCCAAUCCCCCCGUCGUGGUGUCAUGGCAACAGCACGGAGACCCCAUCCACCUAUCAGAGGGCAGCUUCCUACUGUCCAACGACGGCGUUAAGUCUCGUCUGAAGGUGGGCCGGGUGGACAGGGCAGUACACCAAGGUCCCUACAGCUGUGUGACGUCAUCGCCCAUUUACCCAAAUCGCACCAAAUCUUUUGAAGUCACUGUCACAGACAAGACCCUUCAGUUCCAGACAGACCUGAUCUUUCCCAUGGUAGCAGGCCUGGUGGUGAUAGGCUGUACCAUAUUGCUCGCCAUCGUCUCUCGCUGGAGGUGGAUCACACAGUGCUGCAAGUAG